AUGAGCUCAGUCUCGUCUGGAAACUCGGACUACGGCGACGCGCCACCUGGUUACAAGGAAGCGAUCGAGUCAGGAAGCUUCGUGUCACCAAGCGACAGUGGUAUAAUCAGCCAACUUGACAUCCAAGCCAUUGGCUAUGACACGAACCAGGCCCUCACGGGUAACGUGCUGGAGAAUAUCCCCGUGCACCGCGUUGGCUCUGGCGAGCUAGAGUACACAUCCAUUCGGCUGAAGAAGAGCUCCAACUCAUGCGCUCUCAUCCGCGGGCCUGACUCUAGCCAGGCACCUCUGAUAUCAACAAUCUACCGUUGGGGCCCCGGCCGGCGUCCCAGAAUGAGGAUUCUUGCCCCGGGAACUACUGCCACGGUGGAAGAGGCAAUCAACUCGGACCACCUCGUCUGCGAGGUAGUCGAGGUCAAGAGCCGUAACAUGAUGUCGCGCUCGCAGGAACUCAAGACGUCGUUCGGCACCUUUGAGUGGCGCUACGGAGGGCGCGACGAGCGCAAGGAAGCCUCCCAGGCGUCCUCACUCCUGGUCUUGGAACGCACCGACGACGCCGCCUCUGCCUUGGCCGGUAACGGUGGCAAGGUAGGCAAGCGCGGCGUUCCAGUCGCUCAGCUUGUGCGCAACAAGGAGCUUCGUACUCAAGGCACGAGUCGCUGGAUGGGCGGCAAUGGCGGUCGUUUGAUUAUGAACCUUGGAAUGUGGGCGGACGACAAGAAAACGACUACCAAGGACGCCGAAGCUUUCAUCGUCGCCAGCUGUAUCCUCAUGCUCAAACGAGAGGCUGAUCGGUUCAAAGACAACACGAUUGCCGCCGUUGUCUAA
Messenger RNA from Colletotrichum acutatum, 828 nucleotides. RefSeq lists its product as uncharacterized. Lineage: Eukaryota; Fungi; Ascomycota; Sordariomycetes; Glomerellales; Glomerellaceae. The record is from RefSeq and is a predicted model, not a curated record. The transcript has a single exon. The coding region runs from base 1 to 828 and encodes 275 amino acids.